Messenger RNA from Prosopis cineraria, 1026 nucleotides. Its product is annotated as proline-rich receptor-like protein kinase PERK8. Gene Ontology annotation, cellular component: plasma membrane. Lineage: Eukaryota; Viridiplantae; Streptophyta; Magnoliopsida; Fabales; Fabaceae. Bases 1 to 1026 code for a protein of 341 amino acids. The record is from RefSeq and is a predicted model, not a curated record. Gene Ontology annotation, molecular function: protein kinase activity; ATP binding. The transcript has 5 exons. Gene Ontology annotation, biological process: protein phosphorylation.
AUGAUUUGUGGAGGGUGCAAGAACAGAAGGCCAAGAAUAGGAUGGAAGAGGGAAUUCACAUAUGCAGAGCUAUAUGCAGCAACAGAUGGGUUUUCAAUGAAGAACUUUCUGUCAGAAGGAGGGUGUGGUUCAGUGUACAAAGGACAAAUUCAUGGGAUGAACAUUGCUGUGAAGCAACACAGAAUUAAUGGAAACACUAACAACAACAUGCAAGGAGACAAAGAGUUCAGGUCUGAGGUUGAUGCACUGAGCAAAGUGAGGCAUGAGAAUGUUGUUGUCAUGUUGGGAUCUUGCUCUGAAGGAAAUCAUAGGCUUCUUGUCUAUGAAUUUGUCUGCAAUGGUUCGCUUAACCAGCAUUUACACCAACACUGUCGCAGAACUCUGAGCUGGGAGAACAGAAUCAAAGUAGCAAUGGGAGCUGCAAGAGGAUUGCUAUAUCUGCAUGACAACAACAUCAUUCACAGAGACAUGACACCUAACAACAUUCUUCUUACUCAUGACUUUGAAACCCUGCUGGGAGAUUUUGGGCUGGCAAUUACAAGUGAAGAAGAGAGAGAGAGAUCAGAAGAAUGUGUAGGAGGAGAUGAGGAUUACGUGGCACCAGAAUAUGCAGAAGAUGGGAAAUUGUCAACAAAGACAGAUGUUUACUCAUUUGGGGUUGUUCUGUUGCAGCUCAUCACUGGCAUCAGAGCUACUGACAGAACAAGGCUUGGACCUACACGCAGCCUUGUGGAAUGGGCAAGACCAUUUCUGAAAGAAAAGAAAUGUGGGAGUGUGAUAGAUAAGAGGAUAAUGGAAGCUCAUGAUUGCCAUCAGUUGUAUUGGAUGACUCGUCUUGCUCACUCUUGUCUCUCUCAGAAUCCUCACAAGCGUUUGACCAUGGCCCAGGUGGUGGAAGCGUUGAGUCAUAUUGCAGAAGGAUGCACAUGCAGUGAAAAACUCAAGAACUGUGUUUCAUCCUCCCACACACAUUUAUCAUCAUCGCUUCUCAUCUCUGCCUCUUAUGCAACGCAAACUCAAGGUUGA